Choloepus didactylus (southern two-toed sloth) is the source of this 514-nucleotide messenger RNA. RefSeq names its product thymosin beta-4-like. Gene Ontology annotation, cellular component: cytoplasm. The coding region runs from base 16 to 150 and encodes 44 amino acids. Gene Ontology annotation, biological process: regulation of cell migration; actin filament organization. Lineage: Eukaryota; Metazoa; Chordata; Mammalia; Pilosa; Megalonychidae. The record is from RefSeq and is a predicted model, not a curated record. The transcript has a single exon. Gene Ontology annotation, molecular function: actin monomer binding.
GCUUCCUCUACAACCAUGUCUGACAAACCCCAUAUGGCUGAGAUUGAGAAAUUUGUUAAGUCAAAAUUGAAGAAGACGGAAAUGCAAGAGAAAAAUCCACUGCCUUCCAAAGAAACGAUCAAACAGGAGAAGCAAGCAGGCGAAUCGUAAUGAGGUGUGCGCCGCCAAUAUGCACGGUACAUUCCACAAGCAUUGCCUUCUUAUUUUACUUCUUUUAGCUGUUAACUUGGUAAGAUGCAAAGAGGUUGAAUCAAGUUUAAAUGACUGUGCUGCCCCUUUUCACAUCAAAUAAUCGAGAACUACUGACAAGGAAGGCCGCGCCUGCCUCUUCCAUCUGCCUGUCUGACUGGCAGGGUAGGAAAAGAACUUGCAUGUUGGUGAAGGAAGAAGCUGGGUGGGACGACAGUGAAUCUAGAGUAAAAGCAAAGCUGGUCCAAGAUGCCCUACAGGCUGUAAAAUGCAGUUUAAUCAGAGUACCAUAUUUUUGUUGUUGUUGUUCAAAUGAUUUUAAUUA